CCUCAAGCAAGUGUGCAAACGAUUGCAGCAUUAUGGACAAAGUGUGCUGGAUAUGCUCAAUCAGUGGGAGGUGCUUUAUAUUUCUUGGAAACAACAUGUGGCGUUCUUUAUUUGCUUCCAACCCAUAGACAUUGCCGGACUCUGCGCAGGGAUGAGGAUCAUGUCGCAAUGUGGGCCUGAUCACAGGUGCCCGAUAUCGUGCACCGGAUGGAAGUCCUUGAUCCCCAAUAUGGCAUGUACGUUUGGCCCUGUGCAGUGGUUCUGGCCCAAUAUGUGUGGUUUCAUAGAAGACUAGUCUGCGGCAAGAGAAUUUUGGAGAUUGGAGCAGGUGUGAGUCUUCCUGGGAUAGUGGCAGCAAAAUGUGGAGCAGAAAUUAUAUUGUCAGAUAACGCAGAAUCCCCUCAGUGUUUGGACAACUGUCGAAGAAGCUGCCAGAUGAAUAACCUCUCAGGAGUACAUGUCAUAGGACUCACCUGGGGUCAUGUAUCACCCAGUCUAUUGGCCCUACCUCCAGUGGACAUUAUUUUGGCAUCUGACGUUUUUUUCGAACCAGAAGACUUUGAAGAUGUUAUAAGUACAGCGCAUUACCUAAUGGAAAAGAAUCCACAUGCUCAGUUCUGGACUACACAUCAAAUCAGAAGUGCUGACUGGACUAUUGAAGGACUGCUUCACAAAUGGGAAAUGGAAAGCAUCUAUGUGCCCUUGCAAUCCUUUGAGGCCAACAAGGAACAACUGGCAGGCUCUACUCUUCCGGGGAGACAUACUAUUGAAAUGCUGAUCCUCACAACAAAUAAAGCAACCAAGUCGGAUCCUGUUACUGUUUAAAAGAGAGGUUUGCUUUGAUGUGUUUUAAAAUAAAAGUUAUUAACCUCUAA
Molecule: messenger RNA, 875 nt
Organism: Podarcis raffonei (Aeolian wall lizard)
Lineage: Eukaryota; Metazoa; Chordata; Lepidosauria; Squamata; Lacertidae
Gene: METTL23
Product: methyltransferase like 23
Exons: 5
Coding region: 208-825 (205 amino acids)
Cellular component (GO): nucleus; cytoplasm
Source: RefSeq, a predicted model, not a curated record